CAGCCAAACAAGCUGACAUGGCACUUAUGAAUCCCCAAGUAAAGCCUCGGGCAGAGAAGCUGCACGAUGUUGCCAGUAAAAUCUAGAGGCCAGUUAAAAAUAACUUAUUUCUCUCUGAGGGAACACAGCAGCCGCUACCCAGUGGUAUGGCAACAUCAGAGGACACUGUGAGUUCCUGGAGCUGUAAGCAGGUGGCCCGCUGGCUGCAGGAAGAAGGUUUCGGGGAGUAUGUGGAGUUAUUGUGCGACCAGCACCGCCUGGACGGCCCCAGCCUGCUGGCUCUGACUGAGGCCGACCUGCGCGGGCCUCCGCUGGGCCUCUCUGUGCUUGGGGACAUCAAGAGGCUGAUCAUAGCCCUCUGUCGGCUCCAGAGACAGAACCAGACCCAGCUAGAGGAGCUGGGUCUCCGGCCCCCAGACAGUCUCCCUGCUGGGCUCUCGCUGGGGGCCACAGGGGGCGAGUGGAGCUGUGAUGGAGCCGACAGGAGGUAUAACGGAGGUGAUCACUUGUGCAACGGGACUGAGCUGAGGUUGAGGAACGGUGACAGAUCCGGAUACAAUUCUGUGCGUCAUACACACUCCAACGGGAGGUAUAGGCAGCACCUGGCCGGCAGAUUGGACCCAGAGGUGUGGAAGACAAUCAUCAGUUCCAUAUAUGUCUUCUUUGUAUUUGGAUUCACUUCUUUUGUCAUGGUCAUCGUACAUGAGCGUGUCCCGGACAUGAGGACGUACCCACCACUGCCCGAUAUAUUUCUGGACAGUGUUCCCAGAAUCCCUUGGGCUUUUGCAAUGGCUGAAGCCUGUGGCCUCAUCCUGUGUUACAUGUGUCUGCUUGUCCUGCUCCUCCACAAACACAGAUCCAUUAUCUGCAGACGGUUGUGCUCUUUGUUGGGAACUGUGUUUUUGCUUCGUUGUUGCACCAUGUUUGUCACCUCGCUCUCUGUUCCUGGGCAGCACCUGAAGUGUGCCAGCAAGACGUACGGUGACUCCUGGGGAAAGAUCCAGAGGGCGCUGCUGAUCUGGAGUGGAUUUGGGAUGACGCUGACAGGAGUCCAAACGUGUGGGGACUACAUGUUCAGUGGACACACUGUUGUCAUCACAUUGCUCAACUUUUUUGUCACUGAAUACACUCCACGAACCUGGCAUCUGAUUCACACCAUCUCCUGGGUGUUAAACCUGUUUGGGAUUUUCUUCAUCCUGGCGGCUCACGAGCACUACUCCAUCGACGUGUUCAUCGCUUUCUACAUCACCACGCGCCUCUUCCUCUACUACCACACAUUAGCCAACACCCGUGCCUACCAGCAGAGCCGGAGGGCGCGUAUUUGGUUCCCCAUGUUCUCCUUCUUUGAGUGCAAUGUGAACGGACCUGUCCCCAACCAGUAUCACUGGCCCUUCAACAAACCUACUUUCAUGAAAACUCUGAUUGGAUAGAGUAAGCUGCAAUGUGCACGGACUGUUAAUACUAACGACUGAAGGAGAAACUUUAUACUUGAGGUGCUGCUUCUUAUCUUUGGUUGGUUAUAAGUUUAUUAUAAAUUAAUUUGUAUAAAUGGAUGAUUUUUAUUUUGUCAACUAAUUCCGGAAGUUAGAUGAGAAGGUCGGAAUCACUCUCAUCUUGUUUCACUCUUUUUAUCUAUGAGUUAGAUGAGAAAGUGAAGCGGAGUUUUCCCAAAAUGUUGAACAAUUCCUUUAAAUUGAAUUGCACAGUACUAAAAUUAGACACAAGAAAUUAAGUUUCUUAUUGGGCCCAGGUGCAGAAAAUUGUCUUUGAGAUUAAUCACUUCCGUUGUUUAUGUUCCACUUUGGGGAUGAUUUAAGUUUCACUGGUUUGGGUUGUUAGUCUGCCUCAACAUCUGCAGUAGAAAACUGAUCAGGCUUCACACAGCUGUAAUAGAGUUGGAUACUUAGUAACUACUACCAAAAGAGGCAGUUGUUUCUUUUGAUGUGCAACAGGAAAAACACUUCCUGUUCUCCGCUGAAAGAACUCUGUUUUUAUUCACUGUUUCUUUCUUUCAUAUACACUUUAUAAAGUUACAGCUUUGUUGUAUUUGAUAAUGUCACCAUUGGGAUAGGGUAGCUUUCCACAUUUACAGUUAAACUCAACCAAAUAUUAAAACCUUUCAUUUCAAUGGGCAAUUUUGUGAAUCAGCCCUUGUUUUUAUCCUAAUUUGAUGCUGUCUUAUGUUUUUUUUAUGGAUUGUUAAUUAUGAAAUGAGAAAAGAAAUGUAUAGAGAUGGGUUUUGUUGAAGCUUUAUUUUCCAGAGAUUUCCUCUGUUGCACAGUACGAAGACUGGCUUUUUGGAUAACAAAAGUUUCAAAAGUAUAUUGUUUACAUUUACAUGGUUGAUCAAAACUAAAUCUUUUUAAUAAUUGUUUACAAUUUGUGGCUUUAUUUGCAAUGCAAGUAAUCUAUCUCUGCCUUUUGGCUCAGCAAUAAAGGUUUACAGAUAAGUUUACAGACAGUUUUUAUAUUUUAGACUGUUUCCUUGGUUGCUUUUUCAAUUAUGUAAUCUUUUUGCAUUUGUUGAAUAAAAUAAAUUAUGA
Messenger RNA from Anoplopoma fimbria (sablefish), 2543 nucleotides. RefSeq names its product sphingomyelin synthase-related protein 1-like. NCBI's taxonomy places the organism in Eukaryota, Metazoa, Chordata, Actinopteri, Perciformes, Anoplopomatidae. The transcript is spliced from 6 exons. Gene Ontology annotation, cellular component: endoplasmic reticulum membrane; Golgi membrane. Gene Ontology annotation, molecular function: ceramide cholinephosphotransferase activity; protein binding; sphingomyelin synthase activity. The coding region runs from base 147 to 1430 and encodes 427 amino acids. The record is from RefSeq and is a predicted model, not a curated record. Gene Ontology annotation, biological process: ceramide biosynthetic process.